AUGGACAUUAUUAAAUCUGCCCCAGAGGGUGUUGUGGAUCUAAAUGAAGCUGCUAAACUGUUGGGGGUGAGGAAAAGAAGAGUAUAUGAUAUCACCAAUGUAUUGGAUGGUAUCCAUCUUAUUCAGAAGAGGUCCAAGAACUUGGUCCAGUGGGUGGGGACGGACCUGAAUUACACAGGAACGGAGAUCCCAGAGCCACAGCGGAUGCGCAAUGACAUCAGCGAUCUCUCCGCUAUGGAAGAAGCAUUGGAUGACCUAAUCAGAGAUUGCGCUCAUCAACUCUUCCGGCUAACAGAAGACCGAGCAAACAGGAGAUUGGCCUAUGUAACUUACCAAGACCUCCACAGUAUUGAAGACUACCAGGAGCAGAUUGUCAUUGCUGUGAAAGCCCCAGAGGAAACCAAGUUAGAGGUUCCAGCUCCCAGCGAGGAUUGCAUAGAGAUUCAUAUAAAGAGCUCAAAGGGGCCAAUUGAUGUGUAUCUUUGUGAAGCGGAGGAUGAAAAUGCAGAUGGGAAAUCUUUUCGGAGAUUAACAAAGACCCUUAAGAUGGAACCAGAUCCAAUUCUAAUUGACGAUGGUAAGGUGUAUAUAAUAGUCAUACUUUAG
Molecule: messenger RNA, 606 nt
Organism: Staurois parvus
Lineage: Eukaryota; Metazoa; Chordata; Amphibia; Anura; Ranidae
Source: the annotation of a GenBank genome assembly